GCCGGUGUCGUCUGCGUGUUGUCAGUGCUGUAUGGCUGUUGUCUGUGCCUCAGAGCCUACCGACAGGCUCGUGGCGCGUCCGGGGCGGCUGGGUCAGGGCCGGGGUGGGGGCACCGCUGCGUUUGCCUGCGCGUUUUGCAGACCUCUGGGUGGUACUCCGGAGGGUUUCCCUACCUUCUGAUCGCCUCUUCCACCUCCACACUCCCUACCUGUGUCUACAGCUCUCUCACCUUUAGUAACUGGUGAAGCGCGGAAAGGAAAGGGACCUCACUCUGUAGGAGCCAUGCCCUCUGCUCUCUGUUCGCUUGGUCCCCUAGCUGCUGACUUGCAGCCAGGGCGUUCGCCAUUCCUCGAUCCCCUACGUUAGAGCAGGACUCGCCCGCCUGCUCUGGCGCGUGCGAGGGGUUACAGUGUUGUAUGUUUCCUGCGAGGGAAGGAAGGAGUGAGUUGUGAGUGUGACUAUGUUGUAAAUUGUUUCUCGGAAAGUACUGUAAGACUCCUGCAAGUUGUGAAACGCAAAGUGUACCCUACCCGAGUGGCUUGAUGCAGCGUUUAAUCCGCUUAUUUUAGAGAUUCGGAUCAGCCUUCCAAAGGCUGCAAAAUUGAAUAAUUCUGGUCCUGAUGGAAAACUUCUGGAAACCUGUUGGAAACGUAAAAAUUGAGGGAGCCAAGAGUGGGACUGAGUGGAAGCUGGCCAGGGUGGGGUGCAGAGUGCCUUAAAGGUACAUGUGUGUGUCCUAAAAGCUUUCGUGGGUUGAAACAGGGCUGCCAAGGAUUGCUUCAUUAUGGGAUUAAGCGCUAAAGCUGUUGAGAUAAGGACUUGUUUCCUACCAAGUUAAAAAGAAGGAACACACGCAGAACACACAAGACACAUGAGUGAUUUGCUGGAAGUUGAGAUGAGAAGCAGGCUGAAGAGCUCAGCAUUUAACAAGCAAAAAGUUUGACACGGGCUGUUUUCUUUUCUCGUAAUUUUUCUGACCAAGUACACUACUGACUGUGAGCACUGAUGUAAAAACACACAGCACUGCUUAAAUAAAAUCCCCUUCAGAUACCGGGUGUGGGGGGGGGGGGGGGGACUGAGCGGAGCUGGCAGAAGAAGGUGUGAAGUUAAAGGAGGAUCAGCUGCCGCGGAGUGGGACCACCCGCCAGCGCUGUCUGAGGAGCUGCUCCCGCUGGGCAGCACCGGGUAGAUGGCUUCUCUACCUGUGAAAGUACAUCAGGUCCUCGGAUUCUCCCCUCCUCCGGCUCCUCUCCCUGUUCCCUCACCGUCCCCUCUCGCCUUCUCCUUCCCCGCCAGUGCCCCGGUGCCCCCUGCGCCAGGUCAUGGGGAUGGUCCCUGAAUUGGGUGGUCAGGAUUCUGGAUCGCCAGCUCCCCCACAGUUGGAGCUCCUCAGCUUGGUUUGCUUUAGAAUCCAUGCCUGUCUUUUCCCCCACAUAUGCCGAGAGUCCUUUAACACAAGUAGUAUAUUUAUAUGUACAACUUGACCUCUAACUUCUACGGUGAAGCCCGCGUCGGAAGGAGAAUGGAGCCAGUUUUCUGCAUGUUGAGAGGAGGUGAAAUCUUUGUAUCCCCUUUCCCUACUCUGUGGAAAAUCUGCUUCUAUCCCCAAAUUGGAAGGAGAUCCUUUACACUUGGCAAAUAGUGUCCGGGGAGUUGGAAUUGUACAGAUUUUUUUUUUUUUAAGAGCAGACUGCAAGUCUGUUGGCUGCAGGUUAGUUCAUUCUAAUCCCAGACCAAAUCUCCUCAACAGUGUUAAUUGUGUAAAAAUUUCAUGCAAGCGCUUUUCAUUUUUAUCAUAAUAAAAAUCUGCUCUAAAAUGAAUGACAGAGGCAUACGUUCACUUGUUCGGAAGGGUGUUUGGAAAUUUUAACUGUGUGCUGCCUGACUUUUCCUUUCAGUUGAAUAUUUGCACAUCUCAUCCCAUCUUAACAGAAAAUAGAAAUUCUGUAUUCAUGGAGAGGGACGUGCUUUUAAGCCAGUCGUGGAUUUAGGAUAAUGAAGUUUAUUCCAUUUAGGAAAACUCUGAGAGGGGUGCUUAAAAAGCCCUGCAGAACAUGUAAUUGAUGUUCCUUUAUCCACUUCUCACUUUCAUACAUCCGAGGACAACUUCACAUUCCCUCCCAAUGCCCAGCCCUCAAGAAGAGAAGGAAGAAAGGCACCCUCCGGUUAAGUCAGCUUGCGUGCGAUUUUUAGCUUUUUUUCCAAGGAUAGUGACACAUGAUUUCGUUUCCAAAUAUUUCUAACGAUUUUCUGGUCAAGUGUAAGAUAAUGGAGCAAAGAGUUUAUAGGAAUGGCAAAGAGUGGGGUGGGGGAUGGGGAAGGCGUUUUUGAUAAACGGUUUGCUGCUCACGGGAGGGUAACAGCAUUUCUGCUGAUUCCUCAGGCCGAGAUUUUCUUUUAUUUAUUUUUCUUCCUUUUCUUCAAUUUUUUUCUUUUCUUUUCUUUUCUCUUCUUUCUUCUCUUUCCUUCCUCCUUUCUUUCUUUCUUUUUAAGAAAAUCUGAUCUGGGAGACUUUGUUUGUCUCCCAAUAUUGAAGGCUCCGGACUUCACGUUUUGUUUUUGUUCAAAGAAAGCGUUUCCCUCCUUCUGCAGGACUGCCCGUUUCAUCAUAAGCACGACGAAGGGGUUCAGCACUCUUUAGUAUAAAUAAACCGGGCACCUCUCCAAGCGUAUAUAUUUGGGGAAACCCACCCCAGUCCCAUUCUUUUUCCUGGGGUUCCUCGAUUUUAGGAUCCUCCCGUCUGACGGCUAGAACCUUGCACUUACUAAGAGCAUAUAUUUUACAUUAAAGAGGGUACAAGGAGAGUCUCGAAAUGCAGGCAUUCUACCAAGCCUGUUUUUCCUUUCUUUUUCUUGCUCGCUUCCCCUUCCUGUCCCCUGCUCCCCGACCCGGGCCCCCUUUCCCACUGCGCCCGCCGCUCUUGAACUUGUUUCUGGAGGAGCGGAAGGCGCGGGCUCCCGACCACCACUCAGCCCCAGGUAAGGAACAAGGCGCUUGCGGAUCCCCACCUGCUGCGGCGGCCGCAGGGCGUCAGAGCGGGGGUCCGGGGGUCCUGGGGAGGCGGGGGCCGCGCGGGGGCCGAGAGACCCACUGGGGAGUGGGCGAGGCGCGCCGGGAGCAGAGGAGCGGAGAGCUGUCGCCACCAGCCCGAGACUCCUUCACCGACGACGGCAGGCAGUUUAGAAGGCGGCAGGACGGGGGAAGGGGGGAGGGGAGACACGAAAAACGGGGGUGCACGGGAGGCCAAGGUCACGGUCCGGCUGCCCAGACCCCAGUGCUGGGGCCGGGGCGCUCCAGCGUGCCCUGUGCUUGGAACACCUCCCCGCCCCCAACCAAGAGCUUGACUGCCCCUGGGUCCAAGCUCCGCGGCCUGUGCUGACUAUGCUUGCCCACCUGACCCCCGCUGGGCUCAGGGAGGCCGAGGUCACGGUCUCAGGCCUGGGUGGAGGCCCCUCCUCCCCAGCGCCCGCCGGCUGGGCUGGGACCCAGCCCGCUCCGGGAGUCCCAGUCCUUGAUCGAGCCAGUCAGUGGUGGCGGUGGGAAGGCCGGGACGGGAGGGUGGGCAGUCAGCGGAGGCCGGCACUUCCGAGGGGAGACAGUUCCAGAAGGAUUUCUGAGCCCCGCAGGCUGGCCGGGGCGCGCCGUGGGUGCUGCAGAGGAGACGCAGGGCUGUCUGCAACCUGGAAGGGGCGCGCCGAGAUUUGUCGGUGUCAAUGCAUCUGACAUCAACUAUUCCGCAGGCCGAUACGACCCUUCAGUCAAGACCCCCUUUGAUGUAGGUUUUGAAGGUGUGGGAGAGGUGGUAGCCUUAGGCCUGUCAGCCAGUGCCAGCUAUGCUGUUGGCCAAGCGGUGGCUUACAUGGCCCCCGGCUCCUUCGCUGAGUACACAGUGGUGCCUGCCCGAGCUGCAGCUCCCGUGGCCUCCGUGCAGCCUGAGUAUGUCUCCCUGCCAGUAAGUGCUACCACUGCAUACAUCAGCCUGAAUGAGCUUGGAGGGCUGUCAGAAGGGACAAAAGUUUUGGUGACAGCGGCAGCUGGGGGGACAGGCCAGUUCGCCGUGCAGUUUGCAAAGAAGGCCAAGUGCCAUGUAAUCGGCACCUGCUCUUCCGAUAAAAAAUCCGCUUUUCUGAAAUCCAUUGGCUGCGAUCGUCCCAUCAACUAUAAGACCGAGCCUGUGAGCACUAUCUUGAAGCAGGAGUACCCCAAAGGUGUGGAUGUGGUCUACGAAUCCAUCGGGGGCGCCAUGUUCGACUUGGCCCUGGAUGCGUUGGCUGUCAAGGGGCGUCUGAUAGUCAUUGGCUUCAUCUCUGGCUACCAGACUCCUACCGGCCUUUCUCCUGUGAAAGCAGGGACAUUACCGGCCAAACUGCUGAAGAAAUCUGCCAGUGUCCACGGCUUCUUCUUGAACCAUUCCCUUUCUAAGUAUCAAGCAGCCAUGGACCACUUGCUUAAGAUGUUCGCGGCUGGAGACCUGGUCUGCGAGGUAGACCUUGGAGAUCGGUCUGCAGAAGGCAGGUUUAUUGGCCUGGAGUCUGUAUUCCGGGCUGUUGAUUAUAUGUACAUGGGAAAAAACACUGGAAAAAUUGUAGUUGAAUUACCUCGCUCUGUCAACAGUAAGCUCUAAAAACAGGACAAUGACAUAAAUCCAAGGAGAAAGAAAAUGGGCACUUUACUCUUCAGAAUUACUCAAAUCAAGUUAUUUGUAGAUGGCUAAUGGGUAUGAUAUUUCUUAAACAAAAGUCAGGAGUUAAUAAGUUUCUCUUUAUUUCGUUUCUCGCUUGCUCUCUCUUUUUUUUUUUUUUUUUUUUUGCCCCUCCCUUGAAAAAAAUGCUAAUAAAAACUUCUCUUGAUGGCUCAGAGGUAAAACCGUUAUAUUCAGUUCUUUGGUCCUGUACCGUCUCAUUCCAGAUUUUAUUGUUCCAGAGAAUUAAAUUAAUUCCUGAUGCAAGAUCUGAUCAAAUCAGUAUGUCUUCAGCUUGAUGAGAUUUUAAAAUCAGUCUUAAAAAUAGUCCACAAAUUCUUUACUUUGGGAAAGUUUGGUCUUAGGCUAAUGAGCAGUUAAUAAAUGAGAGAGAGAACAGAAAGGCUGCCAUAUAUUUUCAGAGUCCAUAUUCCCAGGAAAUGGCCCUCCCUGCCUUUUCUACAAAUUACCAACUAUCUAAAUAAUAAUUGAGAGGAAUUCUCCCAAAACCUUGAUUUUGUUAGGUCAUUAGAAAAAUGACUAUUUGAACACAGACCUAUUUUUUUAAAAGUGUCUAUUAUUUAAUGCUUUAUGCCCGAUUAUCCCAGUGAGGCCUGUGUGGAACCCAAAGUUUGUCUCUGCCCUUAAGAAGCAAAUUAGUGUUGAAAACCGGUAAGACAAAAGCAGGCUUUAGGAAGGGGUACUACAGAGAUGGGGGGUGCUUUAAAAACUUCGGACGUGCCCCAGGAAGGGAGCGGUUGUGCUGCGUCCACAUCCACGGGGAGGGUCUGCCUAACAAAGGGGCAGCGGUCUUGAGGCAUACAGCCAGACGUGACUAACAGCAGCCCUCCCUGCCCGAAGCAGGCUCUAGCAGACCGUGCUGUGCAGAGGAGGGCCUGACGCAAUGUAAAAUAACAAGACAUUCGCUUCAUGUUUCAGACUUUCGGACACAGUGUGUUUUCUCUCUGCUCUUGGAAACAGGCUAGUGCAUGUGGCACAGAACACUGUCCCCGUGUCCCCAUCCUACUUCCCCACCCGUUCUGUGGGAAUGAGCGGCUCCUCGUCUCCACUGCCCACUGCCCGGGGUCACAUGUGAGAGGCACGUCACGAGCCCCAUCUGGGGAAUCGCGGCAGCCCACCCGCCCGCCUCCUCACCUUCAGCUCGCAGGGCUGCGGCUUCCAGCGCCUUCGAAGUCCCACCGCGCCUCUCUGGUGGGAGGCAGAGCCCACCCGAUUAUUUUUCAAAGCCCUGGGUUUCAGCGUCCCUAACCUGCUCCAUAAAUGGGAACGCAAUUAAAGAUGCUCCAGGAAACUUGGUGACCGUAUUUAAUUUUUCUCUCCUCCCAUCUUGAGGGGCGAGGAAAUCCCACCGCUGAAUAGCGGUUAGUAUCUGUUUUACAAGAUUUACUCAUUUUCAGGUGCCUGACGUAGCUGCUAGCAUGCAUGCACAACAAUACAAUUUAUAUGGUAAAUGGGACCGAAUAAUGGCUUCACUGAAUGUUAUGGCUGCGCUGAAGGGAGAUGUCACGGUAAAUAGCCACCAAAUUAUGGAUCGUGCCGCAGUGUCACAACCGCACUGAAGACAGAUAGCACUGGGGGCGAUCGCCACUGGGACGUCUGUGAGUUAUGAAGAAGGCGGGCGGCCUGGUGCGGGGCUCUUUGUGUCCUCAUUAGGGCAGGGGUGCCAGGGCAGGGUGUGAGAGGAGCGGCCCAGCGUGGCGCGCGGGGUCCUCUGUCCCUUUCCGACCCAGCAGCUCCGGCCCCAGGAAGGAGACUUUUCUGCCCGCUUUCAGCAGCGCCCGCACACGCGGGGCCGGGGGCAGGUUCUGGGAAUGCUCAGUGCCCAGGAAGUGGCCGGCCACGGGCGGACACUGCGAUCCACCCGUGCGGUCCACGGAGGCGAUGCGAUUUCACGGGGUAUCUGUUGCUUCCCACGCAGAUAGAUGUGCGCGGUCUGAACCGGGCCGCCCCUCUCCCCCACCGAGGCUCCAGGAGCAAGGACCCCGCCAGCUGAACUGCUGCUUCAAACUGCAGUGCGUCCCGGUUUCUUUCAUUUUAAUGGGAGGGUAAUAAAGAUGAAAGACCAGCAUUUCAGCUGAUGGAUCCCUUAAGCUACAGAAUAGAAAUUUAUGAUGUUUUGAAGGAAUAGACGAAAUUCAGCAAUGUAAAAAAAAAAAAAUUUUUUUUUCAAACACCGAAGUCUAAAAUAAAAUAUAAUCUGAAAACCUCAUACUCACUUUCCCCAAACUCAGGAACUACAGUGCAUGCUGUUUUCAUUUAUUCUUAGAAAACAAGCAUGAAGGAUUCCGCCCAUUCAGAUAAUGCCAAAAAUAUGUUUAAACUUUUUUUUAUUCUUCUGAAAAAUGAUUUGUAAAUUGAGGGUCAUAGUUCAGUAUCAGUUUCAUCUUCUGGGAUUAUCGUUCAGGACGAGCCUGUAAUGGGAGGUGAAAUGGUGCAACACGCUCACACCCCUUCCUGAACUGCAUUACAUAUCACAGAACGUACAUCUGUAAUUCAGGGCAAUUGUCAGUCUUUGUGUUAGAGACAGGGCUGGGGCUGAGCGAUCCUGGGGGAUGAGUUAUUUCUCGGUUCUCAGGGUGGCCUUCUCUGCACCUCAGCCUUGAGGUCUCCAGCUGGGCAGAUGGAGGGGUUUGACUUUGAGGAAGCCAUUCCUUGCCACUCCAUUGUGACUUCUAAAAAAGCAAGUGCUAUAUUCCUUCACAUUUGUUUUGCAUGCAA
Lutra lutra (Eurasian river otter) is the source of this 7422-nucleotide messenger RNA. It is a transcript of the gene PTGR3, whose product is annotated as prostaglandin reductase 3. Lineage: Eukaryota; Metazoa; Chordata; Mammalia; Carnivora; Mustelidae. The record is from RefSeq and is a predicted model, not a curated record. Gene Ontology annotation, molecular function: oxidoreductase activity. The transcript is spliced from 2 exons. The coding region runs from base 3862 to 4626 and encodes 254 amino acids. Gene Ontology annotation, cellular component: mitochondrion.